Messenger RNA from Pangasianodon hypophthalmus (striped catfish), 884 nucleotides. It is a transcript of the gene tomm20b, whose product is annotated as translocase of outer mitochondrial membrane 20b. Gene Ontology annotation, biological process: protein targeting; tRNA import into mitochondrion; protein import into mitochondrial matrix. The transcript has 5 exons. The coding region runs from base 120 to 560 and encodes 146 amino acids. Lineage: Eukaryota; Metazoa; Chordata; Actinopteri; Siluriformes; Pangasiidae. Gene Ontology annotation, molecular function: transmembrane protein transporter activity. Gene Ontology annotation, cellular component: mitochondrial outer membrane; mitochondrial outer membrane translocase complex. The record is from RefSeq and is a predicted model, not a curated record.
CGGGGUCCUUCCUCUCCUCGUCUAGCCGAGGGUCAUGUACAAAAUCGCAUAGCAACCUUCUGCCGUCAAGAUAAGCUCUGUUUUAAUUAGACGUAUUUAGUUGUACAUUGUUUGAAGACAUGAUGGGCGGCAGAACGAGUGCGAUAGCGGCUGGUGUCGGCGCGGCGCUUUUCGUCGGUUACUGUAUCUAUUUCGACAGGAAGCGAAGGAGCGACCCAAACUUCAAGAGCAAGCUGAGAGAACGAAGGAGGAAGCAGAAAGCAGCACAGGAGAAAGCAGGACUGUCACGGCUACCGGAUUUGAAGGAUGCCGAAGCUGUUCAGAAGUUCUUCUUGGAAGAGAUUCAGCUGGGAGAAGAGCUGUUGGCGCAGGGAGACUAUGAGAAAGGAGUGGACCACCUGACCAAUGCCAUAGCAGUGUGUGGUCAGCCUCAGCAGCUCCUCCAGGUGUUGCAGCAGACUCUGCCUCCACCCGUCUUCCAGAUGCUCCUCACCAAACUGCCCACCAUCAGCCAGCGCAUCGUCAGUGCACAGAGCUUGAGCGACGACGACAUUGAAUAAGACGAGGCCCUUUUAAACACAUGACCCUCCCUCAGUGCAACCUUCUCUCAGCAGUUUCACUCCUCCAUGUUUAAAUUACUCUUUCUUCCUAUCCAUUGUGCAAAACAGCCAUCAAACAAACCCCCCUCCCCCCAUAGAAAAUAUGAAAAGAUUUUCCUCAAAGGCAACAUGAGCCUGUAAAUGAUAUCAUCAGAUGUUAGAAGUGUCUUUCAGUGUUUUGGCAACAUUUAACUGUAUUUUAUUGGAAAAAGUGAUUUAGAGGUUUGUGCUGUCCACACACAGCAGUUACUGUUUUUGAAUGUUGUAUAAACGGAUGAGAACGAA